UCAGCUGGAGCCGCAGGCCGGGGCCUCUCCCCUCCGGCCCGGGGGGUGGCGGGAACCCGAGUCGCUGGGGCCCGCGCCCCGCGCCCGCCAGUCAUGGUGGGUCACCUGCAUCUGCAGGCCAUGGGGGACACGCGGGAACAGAGCCGCGACGGCUUGCUGGACAGUCCCGACUCGGGACUACCACCCAGUCCCAGCCCCAGCCCGCCCUUUUACGUCCUGUCGCCGGGCACCCUGGACGCCCGCGCCACCACCGCUUAUCCUGCAGCCGCUGCUCUCUUCCCAAAUCCUGCAGCUCUGGAGAUGAGGACCCGGCUGCUGCCCGUAUUCUUUGGGGAGAGCAUCGAGGUUGAGCCAGAACCUGCCCAUGAAAUCCGCUGCAACUCUGAGGUCACCUAUGCCUCAGAGAGAUACUUCCGAGACAAGAUCAUCUACGCGCCGGUGCCCACGGUCACAGCCUACAGUGAGACCAUAGUGGCAGCUCCCAACUGCACGUGGCGCAGCUACCGCAGCCAGCUGACCCUGGAGCCCCGCCCACGGGCCCUGCGCUUCGGAAGCACCGCCAUCAUCUUCCCCAAACUGGCCCGCAGCUCCUUCCGCACCACGCUGCACUGCAGCCUCGGCCAGCCGCGCCACUGGUUCUCCUCGAGCCUGCAGCUGCAACAGUGCAGGGACCCUGCGGCCACUUCCCGUGGCCCCGAUGUACUCUGAGGAGCCCAGUGGCAGAGGAGUCGAGUGUGGGAGAGGGCCAGGAAAGACGGACAGGGCCUGGGCCGGGAACCUGGGCCCCAGGAGACACAGAGCCCUGUGGUCUGGACAAAGGAGAAUGAGGCUGCUUCUGGCAGCCUGUCCCCACCACAGGCUGGCUUGGCUGUGCCCACGCUCCAGCCUAAGGGCUUCUGUGAAUGCAUCUUUCAUUAGCCUAUACAGGCUGUAUGGCCCAAAGAGCAGGGCCCAGCGUGACCUGGUGUGCCCUUGAGGCAGAGCUGGCUCCCAACCUUGCUCUUGGAAAGGCUCAUUUCCAAAACAGGCCUUUCAGCCGUGCUCAUCCCAGCUGGAAAGCCCAGGUGCGGAGGGCUGAGCUAGCUUUCCUUGAACUGACUGAGCUGUCGAAGCUGGGGGCCGGGUACCUAGGAAACAUCGCCUUCUGUGCAGGGCACAGCUCUCCAGAGCAGCCAAGACACAUUCCUGACUAGCUUAGAACUCUUGAUCCUCAAAGCUUUCUGCCAGGUAUCCAGCGAGGCUUCAGAGCUAAUGAUGGACUCUGGACGUGAGUCUAGAGCAGGACUCGGAACGCCAAGGGAAGCUGUAGCUGCUUUUCUUGCCUCCCGUUCUCACUUAGGCUGGGAACUACACGGACACCACAGUUUCACCUCUUGCCUGCAAUCUGGAUGCCCAGGCUAAAAUGACUUAGAGGUGGAGAUGUCUCUCUGGCCUCAACUGUCCAGUAGCUGGAAACCUGCCUGCUGCCUCCAUGGUGGCUAAGAGGGAAGGGACAAACAGAACCCAAAUGACUGAUAGAUUGCUAUCUAUCUACACAGCUUAUCUGAGGUACACCUCCCUCCUCCGUUAAAGAACAGCUUAAGAGAUUGGUGAAUUAUCUUAAUAAAACGUACAC
Molecule: messenger RNA, 1615 nt
Organism: Psammomys obesus (fat sand rat)
Lineage: Eukaryota; Metazoa; Chordata; Mammalia; Rodentia; Muridae
Gene: Rflna
Product: refilin A
Exons: 4
Coding region: 94-708 (204 amino acids)
Biological process (GO): negative regulation of bone mineralization involved in bone maturation; actin filament bundle organization; skeletal system morphogenesis
Cellular component (GO): actin filament bundle
Molecular function (GO): filamin binding
Source: RefSeq, a predicted model, not a curated record